Saitoella complicata NRRL Y-17804 is the source of this 1233-nucleotide messenger RNA. RefSeq names its product major facilitator superfamily transporter. The transcript has a single exon. Gene Ontology annotation, molecular function: transmembrane transporter activity. Gene Ontology annotation, biological process: transmembrane transport. The record is from RefSeq and is a predicted model, not a curated record. NCBI's taxonomy places the organism in Eukaryota, Fungi, Ascomycota, Saitoellomycetes, Saitoellales, Saitoellaceae. The annotation marks the transcript as partial.
AUGGCAGGAGGCGCACCAGCAGCACACAUCCGCGCAAGCAACAUUCCCACCGGUGGCAGAGCCCUCUGGGUCCCCAUCGCCCUCGUCACAUCCCUCUUCUUUCUCUGGGGUUUCGCAUACGGUCUCCUCGACGUCCUCAACAAACACUUCCAAAACGUCCUGGGCCUCACCAAGCUCGAAUCAACAGGUCUCCAGAUCGCGUACUUUGGUGCCUACAUCGUAUACCCUCCAACCCUCGGUGGCUGGAUCAUCCGUCGUUUCGGUUACAAGCUUGGCAUUAUUUCUGGUUUGGUGUUGUACGUUGUCGGUGCUUGUUUCUUCUGGCCCAGUGCGCACUUUUUGUCGUUUGGUGGGUUCUGUGGGAGUACGUUCGUGUUGGCGUGUGGGUUGUCUAUGCUCGAAAUCGCUGCGAACGCCUACAUCACUGUUCUUGGCCCUGCGGAGACUGCUACUUUCCGUUUGAACCUGUCUCAGUCUUUCAACGGUGUCGGAUCCUUCACUGGUCCUCUCAUCGCUUCCAAGGCUUUCUUCUCCGGCGAGGGCUCAAAGAACUUGACCAGCGUUCAGUACGUUUACAUUGGCAUUGCCGCUGCUGUCGCCGCCGUUGCCGUUGGAUUCUACUUUGUCAACCUUCCCGAAAUCUCCGACGAGGAGAUGCAAGAACGUGCCGCCGCCGAGGGUUCCGCCAUCGCUAAGCGUCCCUUGUGGAAGCAGUACCACACCAUCGCCGGUUUCGUCGCUCAGUUCUUCUACGUCGGUGGUCAAGUCACCCUCGCCUCUUUUUUCAUCAACUACGUCGUCGAAGUCGACCCUUCUGUGUCUGAUGCCAAGGCUUCCACUUACCUCUCCUACUCCCUCAUCCUCUUCACCGUCGGUCGUUUCUUCGCUACCGCUCUUCUCAAGUUCCUCAAGCCUCAACACAUCUUGUCUGUUUACGCCGCGAUCUGUACUAUCUUUGCUGCCGUCUCAAUGUUCUUGAAGGGAACGGGUGGUGUUGCUCUCUACAUGGCCAUCUUCUUCUUCGAGUCCUGCAUGUACCCUACCAUCUUCACCAUGGCCAUCGCGAACCUCGGUAUCAACACCAAGAAGGGUACCUCCCUUCUCAUCAUGGGUGUCGGUGGUGGUGCCAUCAUGCCCCCCAUCCAGGGUGCGAUCGCCGACCACCUCGACACGCAAAAGUCUACUCUUGUCCCUCUUAUCUGCUACGUGGUCGUCCUCGUCUACGGAUUGUUC